AUGAACUCAUCUUACUCUGACGACGGUCGACGAAGUGACGAGGGCAAAGUUAGUCUUCAAGUUGAAUAUAGCGAUAGAGGAAAGCCGAACUACUAUCUAGGUGGCAGAAUAAGUGAAGAGGAAAUUGAAUCUGAGAGAAGAUCAACACCUCCAGGUACUAUUGGGGAAUCUCAAGAUGUAAUGUCUGAAAAUAUUGGCUCUUCAAUCAGAAUGCUGAGCAAAAAACAUGGCGCAUUAACAUUUUACUCUAAGUCUAGUGGGCCUGUUUAUGAAAUGAUUAAGGAAAGAGUACCUCUGCCCAACGAUACACAAUAACUUUAAACAUUUAAAAAAUGCUAUGAUAGAUUAUUCAGAGAAUUCAAAGAAAAGCUAGUGCAUGAAUACAGUUAGCUAAGAAUGACCUAUAUGCAUGAAUAUUAACAGAACUUUUAAGCAAACUUAGCAGAAAAGAAUACUCAUAUAAGUGAUCUUUAAGGUUUGAUUUAGAAAAAGGAGAGUGAUAUUGAAUAUAUUAGAGAAAAAAGACGCAACUUAAAGUAAAGGACCCAAGAUUAGCUUUCAGGUAGAUGGAGUAUUACUGUCAAUUAGCUAGGAGAGAAAAAAGAAUUAAAGCUUAUAGCAAAAAUUACAUAUUCAGGCGUAGGCUUAGGCUGCUAUUUGGUAGCUGGCGAGGUGUUACUCAUUAGUGGUUUAAAGAGAGAAUAGAUUAAGAAUCAACACUUUAUGAGACAAGCCGAAGAGAAGAAUUACUAGUAAAAUGGGAUUCAAGUGUUGAGACUCUUAAAUUAUAUAUGUCUUAACUUCAAGAAAUGA
Messenger RNA from Stylonychia lemnae, 813 nucleotides. The record is from the annotation of a GenBank genome assembly. NCBI's taxonomy places the organism in Eukaryota, Ciliophora, Spirotrichea, Sporadotrichida, Oxytrichidae.